Molecule: messenger RNA, 5079 nt
Organism: Micropterus dolomieu (smallmouth bass)
Lineage: Eukaryota; Metazoa; Chordata; Actinopteri; Centrarchiformes; Centrarchidae
Product: voltage-dependent T-type calcium channel subunit alpha-1I-like
Exons: 27
Biological process (GO): sodium ion transmembrane transport; membrane depolarization during action potential; calcium ion transmembrane transport
Cellular component (GO): voltage-gated sodium channel complex; neuron projection; voltage-gated calcium channel complex
Molecular function (GO): voltage-gated sodium channel activity; low voltage-gated calcium channel activity
Source: RefSeq, a predicted model, not a curated record
AUGCGUAUCCUGGUGAACCUCCUGCUAGACACUCUACCCAUGCUAGGCAACGUGCUGCUGCUCUGCUUCUUCGUCUUCUUCAUCUUCGGCAUCAUCGGCGUGCAGCUGUGGGCGGGGCUACUGAGGAACCGCUGCUACCUAGAGGAGAACUUCACCCUCUCUUCAGGUAUGACCCCCCCUGCCCCGUACUACCAGCCAGAGGAGGACGAUGAACGCCCCUUCAUCUGCUCCCUGCCAUCUGAUAAUGGCAUCAUGUCAUGUUCUGAUGUGCCGGCGAGGCGCGAAGGAGGACGCACAUGCUGUCUAGACAGGGAGGACGCGCUCCACAGACAGUCUCUGGGCCUGAGUCCUGAGCCACUGGCCAACAGUAGUGGUGCAGGCGAAGCAAUUGGUUUGUGCAUCAACUGGAACCAGUAUUACACUCGAUGCCACACAGGAAACAGUAACCCCCACAAAGGUGCCAUCAACUUUGACAACAUUGUCUACGCCUGGAUUGUAAUUUUUCAGGUCAUCACUCUGGAAGGCUGGGUGGAGAUCAUGUAUUAUGUAAUGGAUGCCCAUUCCUUCUACAACUUCAUCUACUUCAUUUUACUCAUCAUUAUUGGUUCUUUCUUCAUGAUCAACCUGUGCCUGGUGGUUAUCGCCACCCAGUUCUCAGAGACCAAACAGCGGGAGCACCAGCUGAUGCAGGAGCAAAGGGCACAAUGCCUGUCCUCCUCCACCCUGGCCAGCAUGGCCGAGCCAGGAGAUUGUUAUGAGGAGCUCUUCCAGCUGGUCUGCCACGUCCUCCGCAAGGCUAAGAGGAGAUCGGCAGCUCUCUACUACACGCUGAGGGGCAAGCCUCCGCCAGCCGGCGGAGGCAGGGGUAACAGGCGUGGUGGGGGGAAUGUGAACGGAGAGCGGCAUCAUUCCAGGCACCCAAGAUCAUCGCACUGUCCGCACCAAAGCAAGCAAGACCACGACUCUCAGCCACUUGCCAACUCCAUCAGCUUGGCUGUCCCUCAGAGUCCCGAGGACUGCCCUAUGUGUGCAUUAUCACUGAAAGAGGGGGCGAGGGCUGCGGGAUCCUCCGCCAACGGGGAGGAAGAUGAGGAGGACACAGUGAAAGAGACGGGCAAAGAGGAAAACCAUCUAGAGGAGAAGGGAGAUGGAGAGAGGAGGAGGAAGAGGACAUGCUUUGGACAUUGCAAAGACAUUUGGAAUGAUAUGAGGAGGAAACUUUGGGGCAUUGUGGAGAGCAAGUACUUCAGCAGGGGCAUUAUGAUCGCAAUUCUCAUCAACACCAUCAGUAUGGGCAUCGAGCAUCACAACCAGCCCGAUGAGCUGACCAAUAUCCUGGAGAUCUGCAACAUUGUCUUCACCAGCAUGUUCACACUGGAGAUGAUCCUAAAGCUGACCGCAUUUGGCUUCUUUGAGUACCUGAGGAACCCCUAUAACAUCUUUGAUGGCAUCAUCGUCAUCAUCAGCGUGUGUGAGAUUAUCGGCCAGGCAGACGGCGGCCUGUCAGUGCUGAGGACCUUCAGGCUGCUGAGGGUCAUUAAGCUGGUGAGGUUCAUGCCUGCACUGAGGCGGCAGCUGGUGGUGCUGAUGAAGACUAUGGACAACGUGGCCACUUUCUGUAUGCUGCUCAUGCUCUUCAUCUUCAUCUUCAGUAUCCUGGGAAUGCAUAUCUUCGGUUGUAAGUUCAGUCUGAAAACAGAGGCAGGAGACACGGUGCCUGACAGGAAGAACUUUGACUCCCUGCUCUGGGCUAUCGUCACUGUCUUUCAGAUUCUGACUCAGGAGGACUGGAACAUGGUGCUGUACAAUGGCAUGGCAUCCACCUCGCCCUGCGCUGCUCUUUACUUUGUAGCUCUAAUGACAUUUGGAAACUAUGUGCUCUUCAAUUUACUGGUUGCCAUCUUGGUUGAGGGUUUCCAAGCUGAGGGCGAUGCAAACCGCUCUUACUCUGAAGAUGAUAGGUCUUCCUGUAAUUUUGAGGAAAAUGACAAGCAGAAAGACUCUCUGCAUCUAUCAGACCCAAAGAUCUGUACACUAACUCCUAAUGGGCACCUGGACCUGUCCCCACCGCCCCCGGGUCUGUUUCCGGGAGAGAGGUUGACCUUUUCUCUCGGCUCCAGGAAGAACAGUGUUAUUUCCCUUGGCAGGGCCAACCUGGAGCAGAGGGUUGGGUAUCCAGGUCGAGGUUACCACAACUGGGGCCGCCCACUGCCUCCCCAUCCGCAGGGCUUGUGGGCCCGUCGUUCCAGCUGGAGCAGCCUGGGAGGAUGCCGCCCUUGCUCCUCCUCCUCUCCCUCCGCUAGUCCAUCCUUCACCCCCACCUCUGCAAGGCCCUUCUAUGGCUACGACUUGGGAGGUCUUGGAGGAGUGGUUGGAGGAAGCCUUCGCAUCCGGGGUCCCCGUGCCUCUUCAUCCCCACACCGCCACCUCCACCACCAUGUCCACCCAGAUGAAGAGGAGUCUCUCCUCUCUCCUCCUGCUGUUGCUCCACGCCCUCGUCACCUUCCCCAUCCUAUGCUGCCGGGCCACUUUGUACCCAGGAGGGACCGCAGGGCUCUAUCGCUAGAGCUGCCCCACAUGCUGCAGGUCCCAGGACCCCAGCACCCUCCGCUGCCGCCACACCACCCGCUGCGGCCGAUGACGCUCCAUGCUCACCACAGGAAGAAGAGCUUCUCGGGAGGGAUAGACAGUCUGGGUGGCUUAGGAGGGGUACACCAAGACUGCAAUGGGAAGACUCCUCUGUCUCAGCUUCUCCAACCCCCUCCUAGACACCCGACUGAGCAGGCUGGAGGGGCGAACCCCCAGGGCCAAAUGAUGGCUGAAGUCUUCCCCCAGGUUAACACACGCAGCAAGGACCGGGAGGAUCUGGAUGAUGACAUUGACUAUAGCUUGUGUUUCCGCAUCCAGAAGAUGUUGGAAGCGUACAGACCGGACUGGUGUGAGACCAGAGAGGACUGGUCUGUCUUCCUGUUCUCCCCACAGAACAAGUUCAGACAGAUGUGCCAGUCCAUCAUAGCCCAUAAGCUAUUUGACUAUGUGGUGUUGGCCUUCAUCUUCUCCAACUGCAUCACAGUAGCUCUGGAGAGGCCCAAGAUACUACAGGGCAGCCUGGAAAGAGUCUUUCUCACCAUCUCCAACUACAUCUUUACUGCCAUCUUUGUCAGCGAGAUGACACUCAAGGUGGUCUCCAUGGGUCUGUAUGUGGGGGAACAGGCCUAUCUGCGGAGCAGCUGGAACAUUCUGGACGGCUUCCUGGUUUUUGUGUCUUUAAUUGACAUUGUCGUGUCCAUGGCGGGUGGGGCCAAGAUCCUGGGUGUGCUUAGAGUACUCAGGCUGCUCAGAACAUUGCGUCCACUCAGGGUGAUUAGCAGAGCUCCAGGUCUGAAGCUGGUGGUGGAGACCCUCAUCACCUCCCUCAAGCCCAUUGGCAACAUUGUCCUCAUCUGCUGUGCAUUCUUCAUCAUCUUUGGCAUUCUUGGGGUACAGCUGUUUAAAGGCAAGUUCUUCUACUGCUUCGGUCCUGAUGUCAAAAAUAUCACCAACAAGUCUGACUGUCUGCAAGCCAACUACAAGUGGGUCCACCAUAAGUACAACUUUGACAACCUUGGACAGGCUCUGAUGUCCCUGUUUGUACUCGCCUCCAAGGACGGCUGGGUCAACAUCAUGUAUCACGGCCUGGAUGCUGUGGGUGUGGACCAACAGCCGGUGACAAACAACAACCCAUGGAUGCUGCUGUAUUUCAUCUCCUUCCUCCUCAUCGUUAGCUUCUUUGUCCUCAACAUGUUUGUCGGCGUGGUGGUGGAGAACUUCCACAAGUGCCGUCAGCACCAGGAGGUGGAGGAGGCCAAGAGGCGCGAGGAGAAGCGUCAGCGGCGCAUGGAAAAGAAGAGGAGAAAAGCCCAAAAGCUGCCCUACUAUGCCAGCUAUGGCCACAUACGUCUGAUGAUCCACACACUGUGCACAAACCACUACCUGGACCUCAUCAUUACCUUCAUCAUCUGCAUCAACGUCAUCACCAUGUCCUUAGAGCACUACAGUCAACCUCGCUCUCUGGAUCUUGCCCUGAAGUACUGCAACUACUUCUUCACCUCCACUUUUGUGCUGGAAUCAGUACUCAAACUCAUCGCCUUCGGCUUUCGCCGCUUCUUCAAAGAAAGGUGGAACCAGUUGGACCUUGCCAUUGUGCUUCUGUCGGUGAUGGGUAUCACCCUGGAGGAGAUUGAGAUCAGCGCUGCACUGCCCAUCAACCCCACAAUCAUCCGGAUCAUGAGAGUACUGAGAAUAGCACGAGUGCUGAAGCUGCUGAAGAUGGCGACAGGAAUGAGAGCCCUUUUGGAUACGGUGGUCCAAGCCCUGCCUCAGGUGGGUAACCUGGGCCUGCUCUUCAUGCUGCUGUUUUUCAUCUACGCCGCCUUAGGAGUAGAGCUUUUUGGAGAACUUGUUUGCAAUGCAGACUACCCCUGUGAGGGUAUGAGUCGUCACGCUACCUUUGAGAACUUUGGCAUGGCCUUCCUUACCUUGUUUCAAGUCUCCACGGGCGACAACUGGAAUGGAAUAAUGAAGGACACAUUGCGGGAGUGCCCACCAGACCACAACACCGACGUGGACUAUGCCUGCAAUCCUAGCCUUCAGUUUAUAUCGCCCAUGUACUUUGUCUCCUUCGUGCUCACCGCCCAGUUUGUGCUCAUCAACGUGGUAGUCGCUGUGCUGAUGAAGCACCUGGACGACUCCAACAAGGAGGCCCAAGAGGAGGCGGAGAUGGAUGCAGAAAUUGAGCUGGAGCUGGCCCAGGGCACCCUCUGUUGCAUGGGCGCCCCCGGCUGCGGGGGUGCGAGGAUGGACAAGGGACUAGUCGUGGCUGGUUCAGGGCCUGGAGGCACAGCAGGGGGAAAGGAAAGAGGAGGCGCGAGAGGAGAGAAGGGAGAAAGCAUGAGGAAGAUGCGACAUGCAGCAGCCACUGCGCACCCUGGAGCGUACAACUUCCGUGACUCUAGCCGGACCCUGUACUCACCAGCACAAGUGAGUGUGUGUAUUUCUGUGUGUGCAGUGCCAAUAUUCUCAUGUUUGUUUCCUGAUAGU